GUGAUGGUGACGUUGGCGUACGCGUUUGACUGGUGUAGUACAGGUAGUAGAUUUGGUGAAAAGUUACUUUGGUUUAUUAAAAGUCAAGUUUAUAAUUUGUGAAUGAACACUGACUUCCCAGAAAUGUCCGAGAAGCUCAUACGAUAUUCUUCUCCGGUAAACCCGGCCGUAUUCCCUCAUUUGACCCUAGUUCUAUUGGGAAUAGGAGUUUUCUUCACGGCAUGGUUUUUCGUGUAUGAGGUUACUAGUACAAAGCAAACCCGAAGUCUUAAAAAGGAACUAGCGGUUGCUUUGGUUGCCUCUGUGUUUUCUGGAUUCGGAAUAGUGUUUCUACUUCUGGCUGUGGGAAUAUUUGUUUGAUUUCUUUCAGUACUCUACUUAUUGGUUUAUUGUGAUUUGUAAUUAGUGCACUGAAAAUAUUUUUUAAUAUACGCUUUUGUUAUCA
Cylas formicarius (sweet potato weevil) is the source of this 445-nucleotide messenger RNA. It is a transcript of the gene kud, whose product is annotated as transmembrane protein 258. NCBI's taxonomy places the organism in Eukaryota, Metazoa, Arthropoda, Insecta, Coleoptera, Brentidae. Gene Ontology annotation, cellular component: membrane-bounded organelle. Bases 103 to 360 code for a protein of 85 amino acids. The transcript has 2 exons. Gene Ontology annotation, biological process: protein N-linked glycosylation. The record is from RefSeq and is a predicted model, not a curated record.